Messenger RNA from Rhizophagus irregularis DAOM 181602=DAOM 197198, 2906 nucleotides. The record is from RefSeq and is a predicted model, not a curated record. NCBI's taxonomy places the organism in Eukaryota, Fungi, Glomeromycota, Glomeromycetes, Glomerales, Glomeraceae.
UUUUUCCUAUCAAUUUACUUUUCUUUUGAACAAAAGCAAAAAAAGAAAAAGGAAUUUUUGUACCGUAUUACUUAAAUAAUUUAUCCUUUUUUUAAAAAAAAAAAAAAUCAAACCACAAGUUUAAACUGUUUAAAGUAAAACUUUAAUUAAACACAAGAUCUGUGUCAAAUUUUCCCGUGUCACAAAUUCCUGCAGUAUAUAAAUAUGACAACACAUCUCGAAAAACAAUUAGAAAAAAUUACUGUGAAAGAAGGUGUAGCACCUAGACCAGGAAUUGGAAAUUUAGGUCAAAAAGUUAACCUUCGAGCAAAUCACCUUAAAAUUUCUAAGUUCCCAAAUUUAAAAUUAUACUUAUACAAUUACAAUGUAACUUCAAGUUCUGGAAGGACAAUUGGCAAAAAAGUACGUUGGAAAGUCUUUGAAGAAAUUAAAAAACAAAAAAAGUUUGGUAAAAGUCUACCAAUCUUUAACUGGAAUGAUAUGAUAUAUAGUUCUACCAAAUUAUUCUUGGAACAAGAUGAAUUCGAGUUACCUCUCCCACCAAGUGAACCAGCUGGUAAAAUCACAACUUUUAAAAUAAAGAUUAAAUUUAAGGAAGAAUUUAGUUUGCAACAUAUAAAGGAUUUUAUGGAGUCAAAGCAAGCAUGGAACAAAAAUGUUCAAACUUGUAUGAACGCGCUCAACGCUUACCUAAAUUACAAAGUGCGUACAAACUAUGUAUCUCUUGGAAGAGGAAUUUAUGCUUCUAAUAAUAAUAGAGUUAUUUUGAGUGGUGGUGCUGAGUUAAGACAAGGACAUUGCCAAUCUUUGAGAGUAGGAUGGAACGAUCUUACUGUUAAUGUUGAUGUAUGUUCUGGUAUUUUUUGUCCACCUGGAAACGUUGUAGAUAUUGCUGCUGGUAUCCUAAAUCGUAGAAAAGAUGAUCUAAGACGUGGAAUCGAUGAUAGAGACAGAAGGAUGUUAGCUAAGGCAUUAAAAACCCUUAGAAUUCGUGUCCUACAUCGUGGUGAUAAUAAAAGGUCCAUAUACUCAAUUGAUGAUUUAUCAAAAGAUUCUGCAGAUAAUAUCAAAUUUAGAGAUGAAGAAGAAAGGGAAACUUCAGUUACCCAGUUCUUCGCAAAGAAAUAUGGAAUGAGACUUGCAUUUGGAAGUCUUCCUUGUAUUAAAGUUAGUAAAAAUUGUUUUCCUUUAGAGGUCUGCGAGAUAUUACCAGACCAACCUUUCAAAGGUGAUAUUACUGAUAAUGGUCGCGCUGAUAUGAUAAAAUUCACAUGUGUAAAACCUCGUGAACGUUUUCAAUCAAUCAGAGAUGCUAUUCACAACGUUUUUCGUUAUGGUCAAGAUGAAAACUUGAGAUCAAUUAAUAUGGGCGUUGAUACUGAAAUGAUAGUAGUUGAAGGCCGUGUUCUUCCUCCUGUAUCAAUAUCAUUCAAUAAAGAUAGAGGUCAGCAAAAUCAAAAAGUAGAUACAGGACGUUGGAAUUUCGUUAGUCAAGUAAUUCAGGAUGGCAAGAAGUUAACUAAUUGGUCUAUACUAGCGUUGUCAGGUGAUCAUCAGAAUGCAAUUGCACAAUUUGGGAGGCAAUUAACUGAAACUUUAAACAAGAAAGGAAUGAAUAUUGUUAAUCAGCCAGCAGUGGUCAUUUUUAAUCAACAUGGGGAUAUUAAGAGGGGAUUAACACAGGCUGCUGAAAGAGCUAGAAUGAAUAAAGAUGAGCCGGUUCAAUUGGUCCUAGUUGUAAUGAGAGAACGAUCUCGUUUAUAUAGUGAUAUUAAGCGCAUUGCAGAAACUGAAUUGUCUAUUCGUACUCAAUGCGUUUUGAACAAGAAUAUUAGAAAACCAAAAGGAUUCGAACAAUUUUGUGUAAAUGUUGGUUUAAAAAUAAAUGCAAAGCUUGGAGGUAGGAAUUAUUCGUUAUCGACUGGACAAAUAGAUUUUGUAUCUUCUGUACCUACAAUGAUUUUUGGUGCAGAUGUUUAUCACUCGGGAGUCCAUGAACAACAUAUGCCUAGUAUCGCAUCAGUUUGUGCUUCCAUGGAUGCGGCUGCAACUAUUUAUAGCGGUCGAUAUAGUAUGAAUAAAGAGCCACGUAAUGAGACCAUUGAGGAGCUAGAUCUUAUGGUUAUUGAUUUACUAAAAGCUUUUCGAGCUAAAAAUGGUCGUCUCCCUCAAAGAAUUUUAUUUUAUCGUGAUGGGGUCAGCGAGGGACAAUUUCGCAAGGUUAUGGAGGUAGAAGUAGAUAUGUUGAGAAAGGCCUUUAAAGGAGGAUAUGGUGACAAUCCACCAAAAUUGACUUUCAUUAUUGUACAAAAAAGACAUCAUACUAGAUUUGAGCCAACUAAUCAACGUGACAGUGAUCGUGGUAAUUGCAGACCAGGAACGGUUGUUGAUACAGGAAUUGUGGUGAAACAAGAGUUUGACUUUUUCCUUCAAUCCCAUGCCAGUCUUCUGGGUACUGGACGUCCUACACAUUAUCGCGUAUUGGUCGACGAUAAUAAAUUUAAAGCCGAUGAUUUUCAAUCAUUAACUAAUAAAUUAUGUUAUUUAAAUGCAAGAUGCACGUCGUCUAUAUCUAUUGUAACACCUGCUUAUUAUGCACAUCUAAUUUGUAAUCGUGCAAGACAUUAUACCGUUUGGCAAGGCGAAUCAUCAUCAGAAGGUUCUGCUACUUGCGCAAGUGUGAGCAAGCCAUUAACAAAUCUUAUGUAUUUUCUUUAAUAAUGAUAAUAUAAUUAAUACACUAGUCUUAAAUUCCAUUUAAUUUUAUCAAAAGUAUGUAUAACUUAAAAAACAAGAACAUUAGAUUAUUAUUAUAUAGGAUUAUAUAUAUUAGAUUAUAUAGGAUUAUAUAUGUAAAGAUAUAGAUUUUGUUAUCAUAUAUAAUAUCUUAUCUUAAUAAAAAUAUU